AUGGAACGCACAAGAGCUGUCUUUCAGCGGGUAUGUGUCCUCCGCCGUUCCUUAAACUAUUUCACUGAUGGAACCGUGUAUCAGUUACGUCCCUCAUGCGUGUCAUUAAGUCAGGCCGCCUUAGAGUUACGUGCCUCUGCCAGCUCGAAAGCGAUACAGGAUGCAGUCGUCUCUUCCUUAACUGCAGUACACCGCGAACUUGUAGAAAUCAUCUCCAAGGACCCACAGGCAGUCGACGACAAGAUUGCCGAUUAUGUCUAUUUUCCAAUCGACCAUGUUUUAGACCAGUUCCGCAAGGUUUCGGGUCGAGCCCUCGAGUUGGCAUGUGCAUCCGUCUUUGCGCUGCUCCAGUCGGCAUGGCGGGUGAAUAUCCCCCCCGUACUGGCGAUCCGGCUGCUUGAUCGUCUGUCUCCUUUGAUGGACAAGGAAAAUGCCGACAAAAUCACAGAGGAGCUGGUCUGUCAGACCUUGAAAUGCGUCAACCUCACGUUCUCGGCCCUGGGAAGCAGCCCGGUUGGCUCAAGCAUCGCGGAAUCCAAGAAUAUUCCUCAUGUUGGGCAAGCGGUAUUUGAAGUGCUCCAGCAGAUUGAGGAUGGUCCGUCGGUUGAGAUACAGAGGUUAGCUUUGACAGCUAUCAAUACUUUCGUUCAGAUGUACCCGGAUCGCGUCACCCUGGGCACGAAGUUCUUGCCUGGUAUAGUCUCAACACUCAGCAAGGUACUUGCCCCAAAGGCCACCGGACGGCGGACUACGUCCGUCAUUGUGGCGUCAAUCCAGUUGCUUAGUCUUGUCCUUGUCCGGAUGUUUGGAGAGACUGUGGAGCUCGCAGCGGCCUCGAAUCAUACGGAGAUGACAACGUCCAAGGCACCAAACACCAAACGAGAACUGUCCCCUGAAUGGACUACCAAGGCCGUAUCGCAGAUCAAGGUUGUCAUCGGGAACGUUGUAAAAUUCCGUAGUCAUGAGCGUCGCGAGGUCAGAAGCGCGGGCAACCUAUUACUCGACGACAAAUUGUCAGGACUUUUGGAAGAGAUCGCCCACGAUUGGGUUCUCGCGCUUCCGAGGCUCUCACAGACAUCAGACCCAGUAUCACGGCUACGCUCUCUUGAAGCUAUUAAGCUCACUAUCGGUCUCUUUUCUGAUUCAGACUCUGGAAUAAGCAUUCUGCAGCAGUCACUCAUUACCAACCUCCUCGAGAGCACUUUACUAUCAAUUCCGAAGGCGCUGCCAAAGGCAUCAAUUUCAGAAGGAGUCUUUGGUCAUGCUGCAUUAGACAGCAUCCCAACCAGUCAUAUUCGGGGCUCGACAGUGUUUAGCCCUGUAUUCAGAGACUCCUCAAACGAUCAAGAUGCCCUCACGACGAUAUCAAGCUUCGUCAGCGGUUUCCCUUCAUCAGAACUACUGCAAAACAACUUGGACGGUCUUCUAGCUUCAGUUGAGUAUGGAUCUGGGGAGGAGCAGAUGGCUUCGUUCUGGCUCUCACUCAAUAUUCUGCGUGCGGCAAUCGAAUCCGAUACAACCCAGUUCCUGAAUAUUGAAUCUGAGUCUUCUCCUUUCGAGUCAUUAGAGCAGUUAUACGCUUUGUCUCUAGCUAUCCUGGAGGAAUCCGAUGCAAAUUCCUCCCCCUGGCAGCUCCAGGCGCUCGCGCUUGAGUGUAUCGCCGAACAGGCCCACCAGGCAGGCGAGGACUUCUCCCUCGACCUGGUGGAUGCGCUGUUCCCCGUGCUUCAAUUGAUCGGAUCACCGGUCAAAGGGCUCCGAGACCACGCCGCAGCAUGCCUCAACAUCAUCGCCGAGGCAUGCAACUACACCGACGUCCGCGAGCUGAUCGUCUCCAACGCGGACUAUCUAGUCAACGCGGUCGGCCUCAAACUGAACGCGUUCGAGACCUCGGCAGGCGCGCCGAUGGUGCUUCUGAUGAUGGUGCGACUGUGCGGGCCGUCGAUACUUCCGUUUAUCGACGAUGUCGUCGACACGAUAUUUGCAGCGCUGGAGUCUUUCCAUGGCUUUCCGGACGUCGUGGAGUUGCUGUUCGCGGUAAUCAAGGUCAUUGCUGAUGAAGGGGUCAAGGCACCGCAGCUGGAGAUUACCGCAGGCGGGGAGGAUCACCGUGGUCAUCCGAUCGAUGAUUGCACGUUUGAAGAUGUGCUGCUGAGUAUUAAGAAGGCGGCCAGGCUGGCAUCAGAAGAAGAGGAUGCUAUAGUCGAGACGAAGGGAAAGGAUCUUUCAGCCUCCAAUAUAGACCACAGCGAUGACGAGAACGAUCCAACUUCCCUCGGGACAGAAGACGACGCCGGGAAAUCAAUUUCAGAGACCAAGACCUACCGCCUACUAUUCAACAUAUCAGAGCUGACGCAACACUAUCUCCCAUACCAGUCCGCGCCCUUCCGACGAUCGAUCCUGUCACUCCUCACCAUCACAUUGCCUGCAAUCUCAAAGCACGAGGAUACUCUCCUGCCUCUGAUCAACACGCUCUGGCCGGUUGUGGUCGUGCGCAUCGGCGAUCAAGAACCAUAUGUUGCCGCCGCGGCGCUUGAUGUCGUGCGGACGAUGUGCGAGUAUGCCGGGAAGUUUGUGAAGUCGCGGAUACAGGACGAGUGGCAUCGGAUUAUUGGAGUCCUCAGGACCAAGACGCAAGGAGCCGUCGUGGGAGCCAACUCUGGAGUUGGGAAAGGUACAGACAGAAGUGGAAGAGACGACAAAAGCCUUGCGGCACUGCCGAGGGGUACAUCGGAUUUGUCAGCCCCCGAACCAUAUGUUGACCAGUCGAUGAAGUCAUUCAAGGAUAGCGCUUCGAAGCUCAUAUUGAGCAUUAUUGAGAAUGUUCGGGUCAACGACGAUAUCUUUGAUGAGGCCCUAGCACUCUUCUCGCACCAAUUGAUGGACCUAGAUAUUCGAAGUGUUUUCGAGCAACGGAAUGCCGAUGCUGUGUGGCUAGCCAUGAUACAAUUGGGGCAGAGAUCGGAGAACAGUCAUAUAUAUGAGGUGUUCAAGCCGGAACUGGAGCGGGUUCAAGAGCCACCGGGUGAUGGACGGUGGAACUUUAUCAGAGUCGUGUAA
Molecule: messenger RNA, 3060 nt
Organism: Eremomyces bilateralis CBS 781.70
Lineage: Eukaryota; Fungi; Ascomycota; Dothideomycetes; Eremomycetales; Eremomycetaceae
Exons: 2
Coding region: 1-3060 (1019 amino acids)
Biological process (GO): chromatin remodeling
Cellular component (GO): cytoplasm
Source: RefSeq, a predicted model, not a curated record